AUGCUGUGGCUACCGCUUCUUUUGGCUGCUACAUUUUUUUCUGUAUCGAGUCUUGAUAUUCUUGGCUUCAUUAAAGGUGAGCGCCACGGUUGUACUAAGGGAUAUAGACCGUUGUUCGACCCGUAUUCGUUUCCUGGAAAUGCUCUCCCAACAACCUGGUGGAAUAUAGGCUUUAGGUGGACCUGGCUUUAUCGGCGUACCGCACACUUCGAGCAUUCUUAUGAUUUGACUACGAUUAUACCUGUUUUCGGGAAUCCGUAUUAUGUGGGAGCUUCUGCCGAUAUUGCCAAGCAGGUCUGGGGCAACGAAUUGAAGACGAAUCUGGCGAAGCCACAAGACUUCACGACCGAAAGAAUAUUUGGAGGUAGCAUCGCUUCAGCUCACGGUACCGACUGGAGGAGGCAUCGUCGAGCUGUGGCACCUUCGUUCAACACUGCAAUGUACUCCACUGUCAUCAAGGAAUCAGGAGUGGUGUAUCGCGAUAUGGAUACUCCACAGAUUCACGUUAGUUAUGAUCUAUCGUUUGGAAUGCCGGUAGAAUGGACACGAGGAAACGACCACUCCGAGCUUACUACUUUUGAUCGUGAAUUUUCUGUUGCUGCUCGAACAAUUAUCUACCGCCUUAUACUUCCCGACUGGGUGUGGAAAUUGCCUAUCCAAAGCCUUCGUGCUAUCAUGAAGUCAUGGAAAAAUGUACUAUCUCUCAUGACUAGCAUCGCCGCUAGAAGAAAGGCAGAAUUUUCAGCUGAAAAAGAUUUCAGUGACGGUAAUAUACCGGACCUGUUGACGAAGCUGGUUACUGCAACUGAUGGCACGAACAAAUACGCGCUGGGACCUGUGGAGGUGACGGCAAAUAUGAUGUCCCUUCUUUUCGCCGGAAACGAAGUGUCUCUUCACCCUGAUGAGCAGGAGAAGGCGUACCAAGAAAUCCUACGCGAAGCCCCGUCCAAGGAAGGCCUUAGCUUUGGUAUUGUUUCUGAUCUCAAGCAUCUCUUCGCGUGCUUCAAUGAAGCCCAUCGACUCGUCCCCGUUACAAUAAACUUGCCUCGGGUUACUACGGAGGAUACACCUAUCCACACCUCUCGCCCAGUGGAAAGGGAUCAUAUCCUUCCGAAAGGAUCUCGUGUUGUAAUUGACAUUGUGUUCGUCUGUAAGUUUUCUUGUGUCAAUCUCAAUACGAAGAUCCCUUCGAGGUGGUACGAUGUAGCAGAGCAUGACUUUCUCAUGUUCGGCUUUGGGCCUAGAGCAUGUGUAUGCAGGAAAUUUGCUCAGACUGAGGCCGUCUGUUUUCUUGCACAUUUCUUGAGGGACUGGAAGACGGAAGUCGUCCUAGAAGCUGGAGAGACGGCGGCACAAGCAUGGGAUAGGAUUGCUUCAGGUGCUACUCUACGUGGAACCGCGUUUUCGCUGGGGUCUGUGCCGUUCAAAUUGGUCGCAAGAGACUCCGAGUCGAGUUAG
Messenger RNA from Desarmillaria tabescens, 1458 nucleotides. Its product is annotated as cytochrome P450. NCBI's taxonomy places the organism in Eukaryota, Fungi, Basidiomycota, Agaricomycetes, Agaricales, Physalacriaceae. The record is from RefSeq and is a predicted model, not a curated record. The transcript has 13 exons. The coding region runs from base 1 to 1458 and encodes 485 amino acids. Gene Ontology annotation, molecular function: heme binding; iron ion binding; oxidoreductase activity, acting on paired donors, with incorporation or reduction of molecular oxygen.